AUGCCACCAUCAAACGGAGGUCCAGCUGGAUACACCCCACCAGAUGGAGGCUGGGGGUGGGCAGUAGUCGUUGGAGCUUUCAUUUCCAUUGGUUUCUCUUGUGCAUUUGGCAAAUCUAUCAGUGUAUUUUACAAAGACAUUGGAGAAGUAUUUAAAGCCAGCUCCAGCGAAGUGUCGUGGUUAUCUUCCAUCGUGUUUGCUGUCAUGUAUGCUGGGGGUCCUAUUAGCAGUAUCCUGGUGAAUAAAUACGGCAGUCGCCCUGUCAUGAUUUUUGGUGGCUGCUUGUCAGGCUGCGGCUUGAUUGCAGCUUCCUUCUGUAGCACUGUGAUGGAACUUUACAUUUGUAUCGGAGUUAUUGUAGGUCUUGGGCUUGCCUUCAACUUGAAUCCAGCUUUGACCGUGAUUGGCAAGUAUUUCUACAAGAAGCGACCAUUAGCAAAUGGACUAGCCAUGGCAGGCAGCCCUGUGUUCCUCUUUGCCAUGGCCCCUCUCAACCAGGCUCUUUUUGCUCUCUUUGGCUGGAGAGGAAGCUUCCUAAUUCUGGGGGGCCUCCUACUAAACUGCUGUGUGGCUGGAGCCCUGAUGAGACCAAUAGGGCCCAAGCCAACCACUGCAGAGAAAGAGAAGUCUAAAGAAUUCCUUCAGGAAGCUGGAAAAUGUGAUGCAAACAAGGGGGCAGGUAAUCCAAAGACAGGAGUUAAUGGCAGAAACUCCCCAAAGGAGAAACAAUCACUUUCUCAAACAGUUAACAAAUUUUUGGACCUAUCCCUGUUCAAGCACAGAGGCUUCCUGCUGUACCUCUCUGGGAAUGUGAUCAUGUCUUUUGCGGUGGCUGCGCCUUUAGUCUUUAUUAUCAAUUACGCCAAGAGUCAACAUCACUCUGGUGAGAAGGCUGCUUUCCUUCUUUCCAUUCAGGCUUUUGUUGACAUGGUAUCCAGACCUUGUAUGGGAUUUGUAGCCAACACAAAGUGGGUAAGACCACGAAUUCAGUACUAUUUGGCUGCUUCUAUUAUCGCGAACGGAGUAUGUCAUAUGCUAGUUCCUUUAACUUCCAGCUACAUAGGGUUCUGUGUCUACUCGGGAUUCCUUGGAUUUGCUUUUGGGUGGUUUGGUGCCGUACUGUUUGAAACACUGAUGGACCUUGUGGGAGCCGAGAGAUUCUCCAGUGCUGUGGGAUUGAUGACCAUUGUGGAGUGCUGUCCUAUCCUCCUGGGGCCACCAGUUUUAGGUCAUCUCGGUGACAUAUAUGGAGACUAUAAAUACACAUACUGGACAUGUGGCAUAAUCCUUAUUGUCUCUGGCAUCUAUCUUUUCAUCGGCAUGGGCAUCAAUUACCGACUUGAGGCUAAAGAACAGAAGGCAGAAGAGAAACAGAAAAAGGAAAGUAAAGAGAUGGAACCAAAAGAAGUUAUUAAAGCUGCUCAGUCUCCAGAACUGAAUGGCACAGAAGAAGGACCCAAAGAGGAGAAACUCUGA
Messenger RNA from Dama dama (fallow deer), 1476 nucleotides. Its product is annotated as monocarboxylate transporter 1-like. The transcript has 4 exons. Lineage: Eukaryota; Metazoa; Chordata; Mammalia; Artiodactyla; Cervidae. The record is from RefSeq and is a predicted model, not a curated record. Gene Ontology annotation, biological process: monocarboxylic acid transport; transmembrane transport. Gene Ontology annotation, molecular function: monocarboxylic acid transmembrane transporter activity. Bases 1 to 1476 code for a protein of 491 amino acids. Gene Ontology annotation, cellular component: membrane.